Stegodyphus dumicola is the source of this 510-nucleotide messenger RNA. It is a transcript of the gene Vps28, whose product is annotated as vacuolar protein sorting 28. Lineage: Eukaryota; Metazoa; Arthropoda; Arachnida; Araneae; Eresidae. The record is from RefSeq and is a predicted model, not a curated record. Gene Ontology annotation, cellular component: ESCRT I complex. Gene Ontology annotation, biological process: protein transport to vacuole involved in ubiquitin-dependent protein catabolic process via the multivesicular body sorting pathway. Gene Ontology annotation, molecular function: protein-containing complex binding.
AGGUUUCCUUUCGUGAGAAGACGUCAUGAUUCAACAAGAAAAUCGACCAGAACUGUACGAAGAAGUUAAACUUUACAGAACUGCAAGAGAGAGAGAGAAGUAUGAUAAUAUGGCAGAUUUGUAUUCUGUUAUAAACACUCUGCAGUGUUUGGAAAAAGCAUAUAUUAAAGAUUGUGUUACACCAAAAGAGUAUACUGCUGCUUGUUCCAAGCUUCUUGUACAAUAUAAAGCUGCAUUCAAACAAGUUCAAAGUGAAGAAUUUCCAACUGUUGAAGUAUUCAUGAAAAAAUUUCGACUAGAUUGUCCUGCAGCUAUACAACGCAUAAAGGAAGAUCGGCCUAUCACGAUAAAAGAUGAUAAAGGCAACACUAGCAAAUGCAUAGCAGAUAUUGUAUCUCUUUUCAUCACAAUUUUGGAUAAAUUACGUUUGGAAAUGAAGUCAAUGGAUGAGACUGUUGGAGCAAUUUUAUAAAAAGUAAGCUUGAACAUUCGAUUAUGUCAAAAAGAGUU